UUAAUUUAACCUCUUGUACUUUUUUAAAUAGAGCUUAAUUCGUUAUCUCCAAACGUACAAGUUUCGUGCUAUUGAGUGAUCUUGUGCUUGUGCGUUGAUGUCUUUGUCCGUGUAACAUGCCGAUAUUAUCGCGAUCCAGUUGGUCCAUUGAAUUUCCAAAUACACACUACGAAAACAUACUGAAAAAGAGAAAAAGCAAUGCCUCAAAUUCCUCCCUCAAAGGUACAAAAAGGGUGAUUAAGCUUUUCAUUUUAUGCGCUUUGUUGCCCGGAUUUUUUCUCACCGUUCCGUUAUAUUUAAGAUUUAAAGUAUACAUUCAGCAAUUUUAUCCGGUUGGAGUAUCCGAUAUGAGAAUCGUCGAUAAUAAAAUUUCAACCACGUGGUGUCAGAGCCAAUUAAUUCAAGCUAAUACGACAUUCAACGCAUAUGUUGUUUCAAAAGAACCUGAAAUAAGCGACGAAAUUGAAAAAAUUAACAUGAGGAGGUACCUGGUUUUAAAAGAUGGAUCGAAAGAAUAUUGGGGAUUUUAUUUGCUGAAAGGAUCAACUUUUGAGGUCUCGUCUUGCGUCAGAUGGCCUGGAGCAAGUCUUAUCAUCAUCGAAGGUCACAAGAAUCUUAAAGAAUGCGCGUACGUUGGUGAUAAUUCAUCGGAAGAAACCGAUUUCUCUAUAUCGUCGGAAGAAGAUAAAAACGUCACCGUUAUAAACCACAUGACCAAGGUGGCUUCGGGUAUGAUACUAAACAAUUGGAAAAUCAUCGCGGCCAACAGGAAAAAUACAACCAGUCCGACUUCCGCGGACACCAAAUCCCCACCAAAAACCAAUUUCAAACGGCAAAAUGUACAUUUGAAAUACGCCGAAGAAUUAUAUUUGAACGAGAAUCGCAAAAAGUUAGACUUACAGAAACUAAAUCCACCAACAGUAAAAAACACCACCUCGAAGACUCCUUCGUAUUCGGACGAGCUUUUGAACGAUAUCGUUAAAAGGCUGGAAUUAUUAGGCACUCCCGGGAAACAAGUAGUGCGAAAUUUACAGGAAAAUAUCGAUAAAGAGUUAGCUGCCAAAGAUGUGGCCGACGAAGAUGACAACAAUAAAUCAAACAGCACCGAAAUCAAACAACAAAUUUCUGAGAAGAAAAAAAACGAGAUUUUAGCUCAGAUUUUGGAGCAGGUCGAUAAAUUGGUGAAAGAUUCGAUCGAUAAAGGAAGUCGCCCGAAUAACACCGAGAAGAAGAAUUCGUCGACGAGUGCUUUUGAAGAACGAGAAUUCAGGAAAAUUCACAAAGAAAUCAUGAUAAACAGAAUUAAGCAGUUGAAUUUAGAGAAAAACAACGAUACCGACACCGCUGCCGAGGUUUUAGACGAUGAAGACAAAGCAGAUAUCCACGGAUCGGUGAAAAAUUCGAAAAAUGGAGACAGAAGCAAAAGCGAAUUUUGGUCGUCGUUUUCAAGCAGCGAAGAAAGACUGCUGGAAUGUAAAGGAUUGCUGGCUAGUUUACCUUUAAUUCCUUAUCACACUUGUGAACAAAAAUAUGGCGAUGCUCAUCUGGACGAAGAAUCGAAAGUUAACGCAGUUUCGUAUACAGUCCAAACGACAGGAUAUUACUUCUUCAUAUUCAAUAACGAAAACGAAGUCAAGAAUAAUUUCAUCCACGCUCAUUUUUCAAUCAACAAAACCAUCUACAAUACAUCGGCAGCAGUCGCAUCUUGCAAAAAUGAAAGUAAAAAGUGCUCAUUACCGUUGACAUUCUGGUCGCAAGAGAGAACAAUCAUCGAAUUACCGAAACCAUCCGAAGAUGCAUUGUGGAACGAAGAAUUCAUAUUUGUUUCAAAAUGUGAGCCAAGAUCUACGUUGUAUUUAUUAUGCUUUUUGUCGGUGCCAUUGUGUUUAUUAUUAUUCGCGUUUACCUAGUGAUGAAAUUUGAGCUGUGAGCUAUGCUAUAUUAUUUUAUUUGUACGUAGGUACAUUUCGAGCUGUGAAUUUACUUUUUAUCGCUUACAAAGUAUAUCAUAAGUAUUUAUAUGUAGGUAUUACUUCAAUGACGCAAUGAGCGUGAGAAAUAUGAGAGCAUUUUUCUACUCAAUAAGUAUAGGUGUAUUGGAGAAAAAUCAAGGAAAUCUAAAAGGGAGAAAAUAUUCAACUGACAAGUAAACGUCGUCGUUGAUUUGACGGAAUUUCUGAAUUAAUUUUUACCGCAGUUUUAAUUCUUUCUCAUUUCUAGAAAUAUGUUUUGUUUCCUUUUUAACCCACCUCUAAAUUGUCUCAAUAGGUAGACUUUUUAUUAUUUUAUUUAGUUUAUCCGCUGUAUGAUACGAAUAUACCAACCUACCCUACCUAUCAAUUUGAUAAAUUGCUCGAGACAAAAUAUAAGAUAGGUAGCUAGAGCUACAUUAAACACAUUGUUAUCAAUAGCGCGAUAAUUGAGUGUAUAACAGUCAUAAGGUCUGACCUCAUAUCAUUUUCAAUAUAAUAACAUUCCUGUUCAUCUUACGUAAAUUGCGUAAAAAGUGAUAGGAUAUGUGUUUUUAUAAGAUACAUUAUCAUUACUCUUUAUGGUGAUUAUACAAAUAUGAGUGAUAUUUUAUCGAAUUAACUCACUAAUCUAUUUUAAUUGUGUGCAUACCCAUAGCCUUCAACUUGUGAAAUCGAAGAAAAAUUCUUAGCUAGGUAUAAGUUUACCAUUAGAAUUUAUUAAUGGGUAACCACAUAUGUAGGUAAUUUAAGCAAAAAUGCAUAAAUUGCAUUAAUGUAAUUCUGGUACUAGAUGUAUUCACGAUUUACGUAGGUACCUACCUUAUAUUAUUUAUAAUUAAGUAUUUGUAAUAAGAUUGAUCUCGAAAUUGCUGUUUUGUUUGGGAAAAGAGUUGUAGUUAAUGACGUUUCUAUAAUAAUUUCAGUACGUAUGUGUUGAAAAAAAUUGGGUCCGAUUGUACAUAUUUCGUUGUGUGAACACAUUCCUAAAUCUUACUUGCAUUAUCAAAUCUACACGAUAUAAUUACACUUAUCAUCUGUUAUCUGAAUCCUUAGGUAUAAAUCGCAGAGAAUUACAAUUCGUAAAAUUAGCUGUAAUAAUGGAUUGUUUGUGCAAUUAUUAUUAGCCUAUGUUUGUCAUUCGAGAGUGAAUUUUUAUUUUCAUACAUUUUGAAAGUAGUUAUUUGAGUUGAGAAAUUCGAAAUUCACCCUCACCCCCCACCCCCCCUCAAAUACGAGUAAACAUUGACGAAUUUGAUUUUUUUUUUUAGAACGUCAGAAACAUACCCAAAUUUUUGUGAUUUCCUGGUUGUUUUUUUUUUGUUUGCCAAAUUCGCAAAUUAAUUAAGUAGGUAUAAGAAAAUUGUGAUGCUAAGCAUGUCCAAGACUGAUAAAUAGGUGUUACUUUAUUUGUUAUUUUUUGUUAUUUUAUCAUUGAAAAAAUGUGUUUAAAAAAUAAAAAUAUUUUUCUACCUCUGUCCUACGUAUGUAUAAGUUGAAAAAGAUGUGAUUGUUUUGAAUUAACAAUACAAAAAUGUGAAAAUAUU
Messenger RNA from Planococcus citri (citrus mealybug), 3517 nucleotides. RefSeq lists its product as uncharacterized. The coding region runs from base 117 to 1910 and encodes 597 amino acids. NCBI's taxonomy places the organism in Eukaryota, Metazoa, Arthropoda, Insecta, Hemiptera, Pseudococcidae. The transcript has 6 exons. The record is from RefSeq and is a predicted model, not a curated record.